This is a messenger RNA of Cotesia congregata, 1464 nucleotides long. Lineage: Eukaryota; Metazoa; Arthropoda; Insecta; Hymenoptera; Braconidae. The record is from the annotation of a GenBank genome assembly.
AUGUCAAGAAUACAAUUGGUCGGUAUAACACGAAAAGCAUUUAUAUUAAGUAAAAAUAUAAUAAUUAAAAAUAAUAUACGAUUGAAUAGCACAUCACCGAAAUUUAAUGCCUUGGAGUGUCUAAAUAAUCGAGGAUUACUCCAAGUAACAGGUAAAGAAGCAUCAUAUUUUUUGCAAGGAUUGAUUACAAAUGAUAUGAAACAUUUUGCUGAUGGUGCUACGAAUAUUUACGGAUUAUUUUUAAAUACCAAAGGUAGAGUACUAUACGAUACUUUAAUCUACAAGGGGAUUGAUGAUGACACUUAUUUAAUUGAAUGUGAUUCCGACGUACUCGAUGCACUGAAAAAACAUCUUAUCAUGUUCAGAGUGCGUCGUAAAAUAGAUAUACAGUCAAUGAUUGAUAAAAUGAAAGUUUGGGUCCUAUUUGAUGGUAAUUUAAAUUUACGUGAUAUUAAAUCUAAGACACAAAUUAGUAAUGUUACAUUAGAAGGCGAAAUAUCGCCUUGCGGAUCAUUGAAUAGUAAGACAAGUAAAUCAAUUGACGAUAUUAUUAUGUUCAAGGAUCCAAGAAUAUCUGGAUUAGGUUAUAGAAUUUUAAGCAAUGUAAAUAUUACUCAAGAAAAAAUAUAUCAACAUUUAAUACCCGGUAUUUCGAUAGACGAAAAUUCACCGAGUUAUCGAGAAAUUAGGUAUAGAUUAGGCAUAGCUGAAGGUAGUAUGGAUUUACCACCGGGUAAAGCAUUUCCUCUAGAAGCUAAUGGUGAUUAUUUACAUGGAAUCAGCUUUCAUAAAGGUUGUUAUAUCGGUCAGGAAUUAACAGCUCGCACUCAUCAUACAGGUGUCGUAAGAAAACGGUUGAUGCCUUUAAUAUUCGAUGAAAGUAUUGAGAAAAAUUUUGAAUACGAUGAAAAUAUUAUUGAUAAUAAUGGAAAAUCCGUAGGUAAAUUUCGGGGUGCUGUAAAUAAGUAUGGUUUGGGAUUGAUGCGAAUUACUGAGUCAAAAAAUGCGAGUAGUUUGAGUAUUUUAAAUAAAUCAUUGAAAAUUAACAAACCGCACUGGACAGAUGCCGAACCUCGUUCAUCUUCAAGUCUUACUCAGCCUGAAAGUCUCCCAGUGAAUGAUAAAAAUGUCGAAACAAAACAAGAUUUGGGUGGCAUAUUCAAGUGUGAAUUUUGUUCGUUGAUUGAAAAGUAUAAUUACAAGGGUCGUAAGCCACCUUUUGCACGAGAUAUAUUGUAUGAGGAAGAUUGUUAUGUAAUGAAAGAUCCAUUUAGUUUGCUCAACGGAGGUGAAACAUUAGUAAUUGGUAGUGAUUGUUCAAUAUGUAAUAAAACAGUAUGUUUAGGGUGCAGUAUUUUUUAUAGUAAAAGAUUUUGUCAGGAAUGUGCUACAAACAAUGAAUUAUACUUGCCGCAUCAAUUACAAAUUAAAAAAAAACUAUCUACGAAAAUUACAAAUGAAUGA